This is a messenger RNA of Manis javanica (Malayan pangolin), 490 nucleotides long. The record is from RefSeq and is a predicted model, not a curated record. NCBI's taxonomy places the organism in Eukaryota, Metazoa, Chordata, Mammalia, Pholidota, Manidae.
UUCGCCCCGGCCCGCACUUGAACGCAGGGACUCGCCGCCAGGCUGGUUUAGUCGGGUGGGAGACCAGCACGGUCAGUGUACGGGGCUCUUUUCUAGGAGCGGCAGUAGAAAAAAAGGGUUUGCCAUGUCGUCUCUGAUCAGAAAGGUGAUCAGCACUGCGAAAGCCCCAGCUGCUAUUGGUCCCUACAGUCAAGCUGUAUUAGUCGACAGGACCAUUUACAUUUCAGGACAGCUAGGCAUGGACCCCUCAAAUGGACAGCUUGUGCCUGGAGGGGUGGCAGAAGAAGCUAAACAAGCUCUUACAAACAUGGGUGAAAUUCUGAAAGCUGCAGGCUGUGACUUCACUAGUGUGGUAAAAACAACUGUUUUGCUGGCUGACAUAAAUGACUUCAAUACAGUCAAUGAAAUCUACAAACACUGUAAGUGAUUUGGCUUUAUUCCUAUUUUCUGUUUUAAAGAGAAGUGAAUUUGUUGACCUUAAUGAGUCUCC